This is a messenger RNA of Botrytis fragariae, 363 nucleotides long. RefSeq lists its product as uncharacterized. The record is from RefSeq and is a predicted model, not a curated record. Bases 1 to 363 code for a protein of 120 amino acids. The transcript is spliced from 2 exons. NCBI's taxonomy places the organism in Eukaryota, Fungi, Ascomycota, Leotiomycetes, Helotiales, Sclerotiniaceae.
AUGUAUGACGACGAAACCCGGGAACGACACAAGAGACAAACGAAAAAGGAAAGGACCAAAAGAACGAAAGGAAGAAGAAGAAGAAGAUCAUCGGAUCAAUUGGAACCAGGACGAAAGAGGCGAAGUCUUUUCUGGAUCAUCACUGGCCUGGCAUACUUCUUACUUUACCAUAUGUUUGUACAGUAUGCUGGACAUAAACGUUUCCAACACAAGGAUUUUUGGACAAUGCAAAGAGUAACACUGGGAUGGAGCAAGGGAAAUGGAUGGCUUAUGUUACGGCAACGGACGGGGAAUUGGGAAAUUAUUAAGGACAGACCAGGCAAGGAAUGGAAUGGAAUGGGACGGCGUUCUCUCUAUGAAUAG